This is a messenger RNA of Coturnix japonica (Japanese quail), 293 nucleotides long. Lineage: Eukaryota; Metazoa; Chordata; Aves; Galliformes; Phasianidae. The record is from RefSeq and is a predicted model, not a curated record.
CGCGCACCAUGAGACACGGCACCGGCCCCGGCACCGGGAGCGAGGCGGGCGGCGUCCCCGGCUCCUCGGCGGCGACCAAGAGUUUGCCGGCUCCCGAGCCCGGCCUCCUGCGCGCCUGGAGCAGCGGCGGCCGCUGCCGCAGCGGCACCGGCAGGCAGCGGAGAAGCGGCGGCAUCCAGCCCGGCGGCACCGGCACCCAGGUGGCCACCGCGGACAGCAGCAGCGGCGGCGGCGGCGGCGGUGGCGGCUGGGGCUUCCCCGCCGAGCUCCCGCAGCAUCGGCAGCCCAGGUAA